AUGAGUUUAGUUAAACAAGUUCGUCUAGGUCAAUCAGGUCUCAAGAUCUCUCCCAUCUUAAUUGGAUGCAUGUCUUACGGUUCUAAGAAAUGGGCAGACUGGGUUAUGGAAGACAAAGAUGAGAUUUUCAAGAUCUUAAAGCAUUGUUACGAUAGAGGACUACGUACAUUCGAUACUGCAGAUGUGUAUUCAAAUGGUAUCAGUGAAAGACUCGUUGGUGAGUUCUUGAAGAAAUACAACAUCAAGAGAGAAACUGUCGUCAUCAUGACUAAGAUUUUCUUCCCUGUAGAUGAAAGUUUGGAUUUACACCACGGUAGUAAUGUGAAUCAAGAAGCAAUGGAAUUACAAUUGACUCUUCAAAGAGGUCUCUCUAGAAAACAUAUUAUUGACGGUGUGGCUAAUUCCGUGGAGAGAUUGGGCACUUAUAUUGAUGUGUUGCAAAUUCAUCGUUUAGACGAGGAGACUUCUAUGGAGGAAAUUAUGAGGUCUUUGAAUGACGUUGUGAUGAGCGGCCAAGUUAGAUAUAUUGGUGCUUCUUCCAUGUUGGCCACUGAAUUUGCAGAAUUGCAGUUUAUUGCAGAAAAGAAUGGAUGGUUCAAGUUUAUCAGUGCUCAAUCAUAUUAUAAUUUGAUUAACCGUGAAGACGAACGUGAAUUAAUCCCCUUUUGCAAGAAACAUGGUGUUGGUUUGAUUCCAUGGUCACCAAAUGCAAGAGGUGUUUUGACAAGGCCAGUGGAAAAGAAUACAGAAAGAAUGUUAACGGAUCCAACUUUUAAUAGAAUGAGAUUGAAUGAAUUGGGUGACGAUGAAAAGGAAAUUGUCAGAAGAAUUCAAAUGGUUGCUGAACGCAGAUCUGUCACAAUGGCUAUUAUUUCUAUGGCAUGGACUUUACAUAAGGGCUGUAAUCCUAUUGUAGGAUUGAACUCUGUGGAAAGAGUUGAUGAGGCAGUGAAAGCCAUUGAAUUCACUUUAACAGAAGAUGAAAUUAAAUUAUUGGAAGAGCCUUACAAGCCAAAGGUAAGAAUCUUUUAG
Messenger RNA from Naumovozyma castellii, 1032 nucleotides. RefSeq names its product aldo-keto reductase superfamily protein. The record is from RefSeq and is a predicted model, not a curated record. Lineage: Eukaryota; Fungi; Ascomycota; Saccharomycetes; Saccharomycetales; Saccharomycetaceae. The coding region runs from base 1 to 1032 and encodes 343 amino acids. The transcript has a single exon.